Daktulosphaira vitifoliae (grape phylloxera) is the source of this 2018-nucleotide messenger RNA. RefSeq lists its product as uncharacterized. Lineage: Eukaryota; Metazoa; Arthropoda; Insecta; Hemiptera; Phylloxeridae. The record is from RefSeq and is a predicted model, not a curated record. Gene Ontology annotation, biological process: establishment of epithelial cell polarity. The coding region runs from base 240 to 1982 and encodes 580 amino acids. The transcript has 10 exons.
CCUGCCUCCACCAGAUACAACAAUACCGCAAGCUAAAAGAACGUUUCUACGUUUUGUUUUCGUGUUAUGGUACCAAAAUCAUUUAUUAGACGGUUGCAUAUUUUUGCUAACUUUAUGAUAAGAGAUGGCAAUGAAUUUUUGCUAUUGUUUACAUCAUAAUAUUAUCAAUUCGAGCGUAGGUGUAGAGAGCAUUUUAUAUUUCCUAGAUCCAGAGUGUUUCGCCAUGAAUUUCCAAGGUUAUGGAACAAUUUUCUAAUCAAACUGAAAAAAUGGUUGCUAGUCUGCAGUCAAGACGCAAGGCUCUUGAAGCCAAAAUUCUUGAAAAAAAUCGUGAGUUAAAACGUUUAUGCAUUCAAGAGGCUGAAUUAACUGGCAGUCUACCACCAGAAAUACCUUUGGAUCCAGGGGAAACACCUCCUACAUUUAGAAGACGUAUUGGUACUUCUUUUACAUACCCGGAAAAUUUGAUUAACAAAUUAAAAUUCAAAGAUGACGAGACAAUAGCAUCACUUGAACUAGAAUUUAAAAUCCAAAAGGGUAUUGCAGAAGCUGCUUUAGGAUUAGCUAAUGAUGAGACUGCUAAUAAAUCUGUUAGACGAAAACACAGAAUGAUGUAUCAACAAAGCCAACAACGUUUAACAGAACUUGAAGCUAGAAUAAACAUGUGUCAGAAUCAAAAAGUUAAAAAGAAACCUCGACCAGAAAGCAGUUAUACACCAGAUUUUGCAAACAGUUUAAGUUUACCUGAUGGUAAUUUUGUUGUACCUAAAGAACCAAAUAUUCAAUCAUUAAAUUCAAAAAUGUUAUCCCAUAAGCCUAAUUUAAGGCAGUUACACAGUUACAAUAAAUUUUCAAGUCAGAGAAAUUCACAUGAUCCCAGUAAUGGUAAUGUGUUACACAAUGCAUGGAAUUCAUAUGAGCCAAUCUCAAACAUUAAUAUUCAACCAAAAUUACUACCUAGAGCUGUAGUAAAUACAGAUAAAGAUCAUGCUAAUUUUUCUAAAGAAAAUAGUGGAUUUUAUAAUACAAUAAAUUCUACCCACAUGAUUUCGGCUCAUGAAAUGCCUUGUAAAAUGCCAGAACAGGACUUCACUGCCAAAUUUAAAAAUCGAUUUGGUAGCUUAGACAGAAGACAUGGACGAAAUUCUAGUUCCCGAAGUAGUAGUAGUGUUGAUCAGGUUGAUAGUAAUAUAUUAUCAAUGCCGCGAAGUUCUACAAUUCAACAUUUUACCAAUACAAUUCUGUUACCUAAUCAAACAUACCCAGAAAAUAGUUUAUUAAGAACACAUUCUUUAGGAAAUAUAAAAAAUGAAAAUCAACUUCAAACAGAAAAAGUGACUACAGAAAUUCCUCCAGAUAACAGAAAAGUAUCCGAAAAGACAUGGGUUGAAACUUCACUUGAUAGUAGCAGCGUAGACUCUUUACGACUACCUCCAAAACAUGAGUUGCCUCCUCCACCUAGAAAAAUGGCUACACCACCAGUCAUAGUACAGCCAAAUCCAGAGGUUAAACCUCCUUCACCUUACGAACAUUCAAUUAAUCAGUUUGAUAUGGUACCAUUUGAAUCUCCAAAAAACCAUACUGUUGUUCAAGUAGGAAAAUGGCAACCAUAUCGCGAAGUGACAAAACCUUUUGAGAUGUCUGAUUUCUAUAAAUAUAGUACAAGAUAUAGAAAAACAUCGGGAAAUUCUAAUAGCACAUCAUCAGAAAAAUCUCAUACUACUGUUAAUGCUGAACCUAUUAUGGCACCUCCUCCUCCACCACCACCAUUACAGAAUAAAGGAAUAUAUCAACCUUUGAAACCUUUAAAUUGUCACCCAAUAGCAUCGCAAAAUAUGUCAUUAAUGGAAGAGACAGUGUGUCCUCUUGAUAAUUUUGAACCCAAUAAUGGAGUGUUAGAUGAGAGUGUUUUUGCAAAUGAAAUGUUAUCUUGGUACCAAGACGAAGCUACACCUCAAACUAGAACAGCUACUUUAGUUUAAGUAUCAAAAGGUACUAAUGAUAUUUAAAAUUUAAGU